UCACGCUCAUACACAAAAUCAACAUCCACAACAUUCUCCAGUGGCACCUUCACCUCAUGUUCAACAACAUUCAAUCAUGCCUUCCCCACAUCAGAAAACCAUGAGACCUAUCGGUGUUAAUGGACCCACUCAAGGUGGUCAGAUAUUACCUCAAAUGCCAAUUGGACAAGGACAAAAUCUUCAGAACCAAAAUCAAAAUCAAGUUUUAACACAAAACUCGGUUCAGGGUCAAGGUCAGAUUCCACAAACACAAGGAAUGUUACGUGUUUCAACACCUGGUGUUUUCAGACAACCAAGUCCAGUUGCUUCUAAUCAAAAUCAAAAUCAAAGACAAAUGAUUAAUCUUCAAAGAGAUCAACAGUUACAAAAAUCAGUUGGACAAGGACAAGAUGGACAAACGCAAAUGACUCAACAACAAGUUCAACAUCUUCAAAUUCAACAACAUACCGAUAGGUUUUACGCAGGUUUAGGAUUGGGAACUGUACAUCCGACUGUAAUGAGUUAUACUGUUCAAAGUAUGGGUUUGGGUGGAAAGGAAGUUUCAGCUAUGUCUGAUGAGGAGCGACAACAAGUUAUCGCUCGAUAUAGAGCUACGAUGCAGAAUCAUCAUCGCGCCAUGGCUGGACAAGCCGAGCAAUUAGGACAAUUAGGACAUUCAGGUCAACCUCAAUCUCAACAACAGCAAACUCAGCCUGGGCAACAAGGUCAACAACAAGGAGGGAUGAACAUGUCACAAAAUCAAAUGAUGGCACAACAACAAAUGUUGCAACAUUAUCAAGCUCAACA
This is a messenger RNA of Tremella mesenterica DSM 1558, 786 nucleotides long. RefSeq lists its product as uncharacterized. The record is from RefSeq and is a predicted model, not a curated record. Lineage: Eukaryota; Fungi; Basidiomycota; Tremellomycetes; Tremellales; Tremellaceae. The annotation marks the transcript as partial. The transcript has 2 exons.